UAAGAAACAAGACCAUUCUGUUUUUCUCACAGAAACAACAAAAACUAUGACUAAUCCAACAAAUUAAGGAAAUUUCACCCUUAUUUCCUUCCUCUCUUCACAGUUUCCACUGAUCUCCAACUGCAACAACCACACCAUUAAUAACCCUGCCAGGAAUCAAAUGCCAUAUCCAAAAACCAACCAACACAAAAGAGAUAUUUCAUAUUAGACUUUGCACUAACCUUCUGAUCAUUCUUCCCUUUUUGUUUUUCUUUUAUUCUGUAUGGCUUCUAAGCAAGAACCAAAUUUCCCUCUGAGACUCUUGGUGGACAAAGAAAGAAACUGUGUAGUUCUAGCUGAAGCAAACGGUGACUUCAUAGACAUUUUGUUCAGCUUUCUCACCCUUCCAUUGGGAACUAUCAUUCGCCUUGUGUCAAAGAAGAAGCUACAUGAUCCAUCAGAUGAGACUGGUUGCAUUAACAAUCUGUACCGAAGUGUCAAAAAUUUUGGUUCUGAGGUUUUCUGGAACCAUAUCUGCAAGACAAUGUUGCUUUCUCCGCGCAAUCCUUGUGAGGCCCUUUGCCAGAAGCUGAAGCUGAAGAUUGAUGAUUCAGAGCCCACUAAGUUCUUCAUGUGUAGUAGUUGUCGUGUGGGGAGUGAUGUGUUGUUGAGUACAUUUUCUGGGGCAAGUUGUUUUUCAUGUGGGAAAUUGAUGGACAAAGAAAUGAAGCUGCAUGGGGAUUCAACUGAAGAGAAUCAUGGUCAUGGAGGUGGUAUUUUUGUUAAGGGGGAAACUAUGUAUUUAAUCUUUGAUGAUUUGAAAGUGGUUCAAAGUUCUCCUGGAAACUCUGUUCAGCAUCUUCUUCAACUUGGCUACAAGAACUUCCACAAGCUGAUAGAAAUGUCUCCAAGUGUUGGCAUGAGUGAGAUUCUAGGCUUGCUAAAGCAAGCAUUAACCUCCAAAUCUCCUCUCAGUGAUGUAUUCUUGGCAAAUGAAGAAUCUAAGAAAAUGACCACUUUCUCACCAAAACUUGGACCCAAAAUUGUAAAGUGCAUUCAUAACUCUGUUAUAAACCUUAAGGUAACCGUGAGAAAAUCAAGGAAGAAGAUACUGUACGCUGAAACUGAGGGAGAUUUUGUUGACUUUCUAUUCAGUUUCCUCACAACACCUCUAGGGUCAAUUCUAAAGCUAUUGAAUGGAAAUUGUUCUAUGGGAUGUGUGGAUAACUUGUACAAAAGUGUGAAGGAUCUAAAGGAUCUCAAUCCUUCAUUGUUCACAAGACCUCCAGGCACUGAUCCGUUAUUGGAUCCACCGGUUGCUUCUCAAUUUGGUUGUAGGAGGCAACCACUAAACCAUUUUGAAGAUGAAAGUCCUAGUUACUGGUAUGGCACUGGUGUGAUUAAAAAUAAUAUCUGCUAUGCAAACAAGAAUGGAGUAAUUUCAAAGAAGAAAAAUCUGAUCCACAAUCCAGAAGACAUGAAACUUUUUGAGCCAAGGUCCCCUGAUGGCACAAGAGAAUUCGCUGAGGGAUUUGUGAGGAGGCCAUCACUAUUUGUUGUGUGGGAUGAUCUUCAAGUUACACAUUUAGCAAAAACAUCUAGCAUUUCAUUUCUGCAAAAGCUGAAUGUACCAUUGGAUGAUUUAGAGGAGCAUGUAGUGAGCAUUGGGGAGACAGAGGCACUAAACUUGUUGGGAGCUUCUUUGACAUCCAAAGCUGCUUUGACAGAUGGCCUGUUCUACCUCCUGAAGAAGCCAAAGGAAGAAUCUACAGCUUGAAGUUUUUUUUAGAUGUUGAUAAGGGGCUGAAUAAUAGAGCAAUCCUGCAAAUGUUUGAUUUCAGACAUAUGUGCUACAUUUGAGUGAACUGAAAUGUAUGGUGAUGUGAUUUUUAAACUCCCUUGUUAAACAAUCAGUUUGUGUGCUAUGUAAGUGCUAUUAGGAUUUAGGACAACACAGUCUUGAAAUUGAUUGUUGCUCAUGAGAUGAAUUGAGAAAUCUGGUUAAGGAAUUGAAAUUUCAGGUGGUGUUGUUGC
This is a messenger RNA of Lotus japonicus, 2013 nucleotides long. RefSeq lists its product as uncharacterized. The record is from RefSeq and is a predicted model, not a curated record. Bases 263 to 1756 code for a protein of 497 amino acids. Lineage: Eukaryota; Viridiplantae; Streptophyta; Magnoliopsida; Fabales; Fabaceae. The transcript is spliced from 3 exons.